Messenger RNA from Aspergillus sclerotioniger CBS 115572, 805 nucleotides. Its product is annotated as E2 ubiquitin-conjugating protein MMS2. NCBI's taxonomy places the organism in Eukaryota, Fungi, Ascomycota, Eurotiomycetes, Eurotiales, Aspergillaceae. Gene Ontology annotation, cellular component: nucleus. The record is from RefSeq and is a predicted model, not a curated record. Gene Ontology annotation, biological process: DNA damage tolerance; protein K63-linked ubiquitination. The transcript is spliced from 5 exons. The coding region runs from base 143 to 562 and encodes 139 amino acids.
GAUACGCAAGCCUCCGAUUGCUUGAAGUGGGAUAAGGCAGUGCCCCUCCUCCGCCCCGAGGAUCGAAACGUCUACGGUCUCCCCCACAACUUUUCUUCCGAGCUAUCGUGAAAUCCAGUCGAACCGAUCCUCUUAUCACACAAUGGCGGCUAAGGUGCCCCGGAACUUCAGAUUGCUGGAGGAGCUCGAGAAGGGUGAAAAGGGCUUGGGAGCAGAGUCAUGCUCCUACGGACUGGCAGAUGGUGAAGAUAUGAUGAUGAGCAACUGGAAUGGAACUAUCCUCGGCCCCCCUCAUAGUGUCCACGAAAACAGAAUCUACAGUGUCAACAUCCACUGUGGCCCGGACUAUCCUGAUAACCCUCCCACCAUUCAAUUUGUUUCCCGUGUCAAUCUGCCGUGCGUUGAUGCCCGAACUGGCAAGGUUGAUCCCACUAAGCUGCCCUGUCUGGCUCAGUGGAAGCGCGAGUACACCAUGGAGACCAUCCUGGUCGAGCUUAGAAGAUAUAUGGCCCUUCCCCAGCACAAGAAGCUCCCACAGCCUCCGGAGGGCUCAAACUUCUAAAACAACGGCAUUAUAAAAUGUUCGGGUUUGAGGGAGUAUAAUGGUUGGUUUUUGAGUCAGAUUCAUAUGCACUUUUCUUCGUUGGCUUAUUAGAGCGUGUACAGUCUAUGCAUAACGGGCGGGCAUCGGCGUGGUUUCGUUUGAAGCCUACCUGCAAUUCAACCUUUUAGAACGUUGCACAGUAUGAUCUUCUUGCCCCCCUCAUCGCCAGGUUAUACUUGCUGAAACAACUUGACCCUUGUU